UCGAGAGUAUCACAAUUUGUCGAUGGUCUCUCUAUCAAUGCGCUAAAAUAUGAAUUGUGUGUUCUUCUUCGUAAUUUGUACUAAUUUAUAGCGUAUACAAUGUUCAUAAAUUUUACACAAAUACAUUUUGAUUGUUUUGUUUAGGUAUUAUGAAUGUUAUGUUUAUAAACGUAUAAAUUAACAUUAAAUAUUAGUAGAUGAAGUAUUCAGCAACAUGUUUGUUGCCGUAGACACAAAGUAUUAUGAUUUUUUUUGGUUACCUUCUGCAAUUACUUCUUAAAUUAAGUGAUACUUAAUGCUAAAUCAAUAAGGAAUAGGUUAAUAGCAUAAAUUCAAUAUGAAAUGCGUAGUACCAGGAGCAAAUGUAAAAAUUUUAGCAAAAGCUAUACAUGCAUUGGCAAAAAUUGGAGAUGAAAUGUACAUAGAACCUCAAAGCAAUGCUAUAUCAUUUCGUACUGUCAACAUGGCAAAUUCUGCAUAUGCUGAUUUUACAUUUUACCAAACUUACUUUUCAUAUUACGUUUAUGGCGAUUUGCAAGAAAAUGAUGCACUGAAAUGCAAAAUUUCAAUGAGGAGCGCAAUGACAGUAUUCAAAACUCCAAAUUUAAUAGAUAAACAAGUAGAAACGUGUCAUAUUAAAUUGGAACCAGAUGCAUCUGAAAUUUUGUUUAUCUUAAAGUACAAAAAUAGUAUUACAAAAAUUCAUUUAUUACCUAUAUUGGACUGUGAAAUAUUACAGACUGCAUAUGAUAAAGAGUCCGCAAAAAACCAACUUUUAUCUCAAGCACGUGUAUUUGGAGAUGCAGUGCAAAAUUUCCAUCAGAACUUAAUUGAAAUCACAUUGGAAGUUUCAGCACAGAAACUUUUAUUAAGAAAUUAUGUGGAUGAUGCUUCAGGAUUAUCAAACACAACACGUACACAACUUGCACUUGGAAGAGGGGAAUUUGAUAAAUACAAUAUUAACAGUGAUACAUCAAUCACAUUUUGUAUGAAAGAAUUCAAAGCUAUUUUGAACUUUGCAGAAACAGUAUUAAUACCAAUUAGCAUAUACUUUGAACAAGCUGGAAAGCCAGUCAUAUUUGGUUUAAAAAAUCCAUCCUUUGAUGGACAUCUAAUACUUUCUACACUAAGUUCUGAUACAGAUAGCCAAACUGAGACAACAAUAAUUGGUAAACAGGAAAAAUCUGUUAAAAGAAGGACUGGGAAUAGGCGGGCUCCUAGAAAGUCCAAUAAAUCUACAAAUAAAGUAGAGAAUAGGACAGUCAAAACUUUAGCAAGUAGUACUACUAAAGCUACUCAUUCACAUUUAUCAGAAAAGAAGAAGCAAACGAACGAACAUAGUUUUCACGAAAAAGAUAAUUUGCAACUUAAUAAAAAUACGAAGAGUAAUCAAAGCAAUAAUAACAUUAAUCAUUUUCGACUGGAAAAAGAUAAUCAAGAAGAAUUUCAUACUAAUCCAUCAACAAGUUGCAACACAAGUGCAAGACUUACUGAAACAUGUACAAGUGGAAGAAAAUUAGUAAAUUCUGUGUUUUCUACAAUUACAAAAAGAAAGUCUAGUAAUGAUGAAACAAAUAAGCAAAGAUUAGAAAAUAGUGAUAAAUUUGAUAUGUUAGAAGAUGCAAUACCAAGUUCACCACCUCCACCAGCUAAGAAAGCCCGUUUAAUAUUUCAAAAAUGUUUUCAAAAGACAUUCGAUCCAAGCACUUUGUCUGGAUAUGAUGUAAUUUUAGCUGAAGAUUCAGAUGAGUGUUGUAGCGAAUAAAAAUAUUUUUUGACAGAUAUUUAUAUGUAUUUAUGUUCUAAAUAAGUGUCCUUACAGGUUUAUUACAUCAGGCUUUAUAAGAUUCAAAUGUAUUCAUGAUUG
Nomia melanderi (Alkali bee) is the source of this 1867-nucleotide messenger RNA. RefSeq names its product cell cycle checkpoint control protein Rad9 (gene Rad9). The record is from RefSeq and is a predicted model, not a curated record. Gene Ontology annotation, biological process: DNA replication checkpoint signaling; mitotic intra-S DNA damage checkpoint signaling; cellular response to ionizing radiation. Gene Ontology annotation, cellular component: checkpoint clamp complex. Lineage: Eukaryota; Metazoa; Arthropoda; Insecta; Hymenoptera; Halictidae.